AGCUGAGCCGCGUCAACCUCUGGCAGCACCGGUCUUCGGAAUUCAGCCGUUCGCCUAGUUGAGGUUUCAACUUUCAACGGCCGAGCAGCUUUCGCCCGAGGUGGAUGCGAUAUCAAAAUGCUUGAUAUUGACAGUGUCCUGCGCGGACGCCUGCGUCAAUGUUGUUCAACAUCCCCUUCGUCAAGACUACCUCUGACAAGCCUGGCAAAAUGGAGUACUCUCAUCACCUGAACUCUAAACGUUUUGACAAGAACGCCGAGUCCGAGGCAGCUGUGUGUAUGCAAAACCUUGCCAACUGGGCACCGGCUGUCGAUGAGAUUCGCACCUGGCCUGAAUAUACUCCUCAGUCCCUACAUGCACUCCCUGGCCUCGCCAAGAAAGUAGGCAUUGGCCAGCUCUUCGCGAAAGAUGAGAGCAUGCGAUUCGGCACGGCUCUAGGGUCCUUCAAAGCGCUGGGCGCACCUUACGCUGUGUACAGAAUCUUGGUCGACGAAGUCUAUUCGAAGACAGGAGUGCGGCCAUCUUCUGCCGAGCUACGUACUUCGAAGUACCGCGAUAUCACUCAACAGGUGACCGUUUGCGUCGCCACGGAUGGCAACCAAGGCCGCGGCCUUGCUUACGGGGCUAAGACCUUUGGGUGUCGCUGUGUUGACUAUAUCCACGGCCAUGUCAGCGAAGGUCGUGCCAAGAUUAUGAAGGAGCUCGAGGCAGUGGUGAUUCGGAUCGAUGGCGAAUACGAGGCAUCCGUGGCUCGAGCCAAAGAAGACGCCCGUAUGAAUGGAUGGUACUUUGUGAGCAGCACAUCCUGGUCCGACUUCGACAAUGGCAUUCCUCAGCACGUCAUGAAUGCGUACAUGGUGGUCCUCGAGGAGGCACUGGGCAUGAUCCCGUCGGUGGACAAGAUCACUCACGUUUUCGUUUGCGGCGGCGUAGGAAGUAUUGCGGCAGCGAUCUUCCAGGGGUUUUACCGAAGUUUCCUCCAAAUUUUCCAGACAACCAUCACCACCCCCUCUCACAGCUUCCCACGGUUCAUCGUCGUUGAGCCAAAGGAGGCGGACUGCCUGUUCCAAAGCGCUAGGAAUGGAGAGACACGCCAGUCUGAGGGAACACUGCACACUGUUAUGGCUGGUUUGGCCUGCCGCGCACCGUCUCCUGCCGCCUGGAAGGUACUCACUUGGCUCGCUAGCGACUUUGUUGCAGUACCUGAUUCCGCUGCGGUGGAGGGCAUGAAGGCGUUGGCGAGUGGAAGCGAGGGUGAUGUUCCAGUAGUUUGCGGAGAAUCCUCGGCGGCUAGCUUUGGCGUCAUGCUGGAAUCAGCGACGGAUACAAAUUUGCGGGAGAAUCUCGGUCUGGAUGACAGUAGUCAGGCCAUCUUUUUCGGGCUGGAGGGGGCUACCGAUCCGUCGAUUUAUGAAUAUCUUGUCGGAAAGUCUGCUCAGUCUGUUUUUGAGUCCCAAGGACGCUUUUCAGCCAGAAACUCGGACUACACGUCCAGUAUCUAGGCCAACCACACCGUUGUUUAAUAUUAUUGUUAGACUAGCUAUAAUAAUUUCGAUAGAAGUAUUGAAAUACCUGGCACCAGAAGCCAGACCACUCUUCCC
Molecule: messenger RNA, 1601 nt
Organism: Aspergillus glaucus CBS 516.65
Lineage: Eukaryota; Fungi; Ascomycota; Eurotiomycetes; Eurotiales; Aspergillaceae
Exons: 1
Coding region: 159-1502 (447 amino acids)
Source: RefSeq, a predicted model, not a curated record